UGUGUAUGAUCCAUACUUUUCAUCAUCCUGCUUGUUGAGAUAUAAAAAUGUCAUGAUUCAUAUUUAAUAUGUACGUAGUGAUGGUCUGUCAGUAAUUGAUUUUUUAAAAAAAUUUGAAGGUGUAAAUAUUGUCCAGAUAAACUAAUCUGAUCUAAUACCAGGAUGUUUCUUAUUUAUGUAUGUUACCUCUUGGAUCAACUCACCACCGGCUAUAUAGUUUGUUCUUGAAGCUUCUUUAUACGAAUUGUAUGUGUUUUUUGACGAAGUUAAUUUGAUCCUUAAAAUAUUACAAAACCUCCCUCUUUUAUCAAUCAGAUUCGCCAUGGAUACCCAAAAUCAAAACCAGAAGCUUCACUUUGUCUUGUUCCCCUUCAUGGCUCAAGGCCACAUGAUCCCCAUGAUUGACCUGGCUAGACUCUUGGCUCAACUGGGUGCGAAUAUCACCAUCAUUACAACCCCUCUAAAUGCUACAAGAUUCGAACCAGUCAUCUCCCGAGCUCUACAAUCUCGUCUUAAAAUCAAUCUGGUCCAGCUCCCGUUUCCAUGCGCAGAGGCAGGACUACCAGAAGGCCUCGAGAACUUGGACAUGUUGGAGUCGAAUAACUUAUUUCCGAAUUUGUUCAGAGCAAUUGCUUUGCUGGAAGAACCCGUUCAUGAAUUGUUCGAGAAGCUAACACCGCCGCCUUGCUGCAUCAUAUCUGAUUUCCUGAUUGGAUAUACCAGCGAUAUUGCCGACAAGUUCAGAGUACCAAGAAUUGUGUUUCGUCCAGUGAGUUGCUUUUUUCUGAUGUGUAUGCACGAUUUCCUCGUCAGCAAAAUCCAUGAAACCGUGAAAUCUGAGUCGGAGUAUUUUGUUCUGACAAACUUGCCUGAUAAAGUGGAACUUACUAAAGCUCAGUUACCAUUCUUCAAGGACGAGGACUUCAUGGAGACGAUGAAGAAAAUAGGAGCAAAAGCAGCUGCAGCAUAUGGGGAGAUUAUAAAUACUUUUGAAGAGCUAGAACCGGAGUAUACCAGAGAAUACAGAAAGGCACGAGGGGAAAAAAUCUGGUGUGUUGGGCCUCUUUCGCUCUGUAACAAUAAUGAAUUGGACAAGGCAGAAAGAGGGAAGAAAAGUACAGUCGACCCACACCAAUGGUUGACAUGGCUUGACGCUCAGGAACCAAGUUCUGUAAUCUACGUUUGUCUAGGAAGCCUAAGUACUCUACCGCCUGAACAGAUAAUGGAACUGGGACUGGGUUUAGAGGCAUCGAACAAGCCGUUCAUUUGGGUCAUAAGAGAUUGGAAUGGAUUAGAAGAAGUAGAGAAAUUGAUUUCAGAAAAUGGUUUCGAGGAGAGAAUCAAAGGACGAGGUGUUUUGAUAAAGGGCUGGGCUCCACAAGUAGUGAUUUUGUCGCAUUCCGCCAUUGCAGGAUUCUUAACUCACUGUGGAUGGAAUUCCACCAUUGAAGGUAUCAGUGCUGGCGUGCCGCUGAUCACCUGGCCACUUUCCUCCGACCAGUUUUGCAAUAGCAAACUGGCCGUGCAAGUUCUGAAAAUUGGGAUAUGGGUUGGAGCAGAGAAAGCUCUGGUAAUUGGAGAAGAAGAGAAAUAUGGGGUGUGUGUAAAGAAGGAAGUGAUUAAAGAUGUGAUAGAGAAAGUGAUAGAUAGAGGUGAGGAAGGAGAUGGAAGAAGACAACGAGCAAAGAAGCUUGCAGAAAUGGCGAAGAGAAGUGUUGAAGAAGGAGGAUCUUCUCACCUUAACAUCAUUAUGUUUAUUCAAGAUAUUAUGCAGCAGCAAGCAAGUUGACGAUGAAAAAUUAAUACUAACAUAAUUUUGAAUAAUUUAUUCAGCAUCACUUAUCCAUUCUUGAACAAAGAGUUGGAAUGCUUGUUUAAGUCUUUUGGCCCUUCCUCGUAAUAGGCUCGCUAGGCAUCAUAAUGCUCUUCCCAAAGAUCCAAAUCCAAUCAAAUUACUUUGAUCUUGUCUUAAAGUUUCUUCAAUAGUCCAAACUAUCCGUGCUCACAUCACAAUGCUUGAACUGGAUUGACUCUCAGGUGCCAAGCUCUGUAGUGUAUGUUUGUCUUAGAAGCCUCAGUAAUGCACCAGCUGCACAAUUAAUUGAGCAGGGGAAUAAGGUUAGAGGAAUCAAACAGGCCAUUCAUUUGGGUCAUACGAGUCUUGAAUGGAAUUGAUGAAAUCGAGAAAUGGGUUUCAGAGGAUGGAUUCGGAGAGAGGAUCAAGUAAAGUGUUGAGCUCCAUAAGUACUGAUAUUGCCACACCCGGCCAUUGCAACAUUCUUAAUGCAGUGUGGUUGAAAUUCAAUCAUAAAAUUAAACUUUCAAAUCAGGAAGAUUCUUGUUGCAUUUUAUGUUUGGUUAACAUAGUGAUGUUAAAGUGAGAAGAUACUCUGUCUUCAACAGCUUUCUCUGUCAAUUUUUGCAAGUUCUCAAGCUCAGUUCUCUUCUUCCUCCUUCUGCACCUUUUAUCCAAUCACAUUGUUGACAGCCUUUUUGAUAUCCAAUACUUGUGCGUUAAAAAUUCUGCAAUUACAGAGUGAGACAAUAUCCAGUAGUUGUGGAGAUCUACCCUUUUACCAAAAAAUACGUCUCCGUUCAAACCUCUCCUCAAACCCAGCCUCUAAAAUCCAUUUCUCCGCUUCAUCUAAUCUAUUCUAGCCCCAGUUCUUCAAAAGUAUUUAUAGUCGCUCUUCUUUAACUCUUAAAAAUAUUAUCUGGGUUUUUUCUUUAGUUCAACUUUCUCAGUCAGGUUUGUUAAAAGAAAGUACCCUUGAAUCCAAUUUCACUGUGUCGAAUCUUCGAGGCAAGUAAAUGAAGCAGUGGGUAAAAAUGGACACCGAAGCCAGCCUGCACAUCGCUGUCAUGGAUCAGUUAAAAUCUGGCUGCAUUAACAGGUCUUAUGAUAAUGGCGUCGGCCACAUCCAAAUAUCCCGUGGGAUCAUGUGGUCUUGAGCCAUGAACAGAAACAAGACAAAUUGAAAUUUUCUUUUUAUCAUCUUGGGAAUCCAAGAGUUUGAAUGGAUGAAAAAGCACACAGCUUUUUGGAAAACAAAUUGAUUCUCAACAUAUGGUAUAUAUAGAAUUCAAUUAUUUUGACGCAGUAUGGCCACAAACCCA
This is a messenger RNA of Carica papaya (papaya), 3117 nucleotides long. Lineage: Eukaryota; Viridiplantae; Streptophyta; Magnoliopsida; Brassicales; Caricaceae. The record is from RefSeq and is a predicted model, not a curated record.